CAGAGCCUAGAAUCCCAGUCACCGAGCAGCUGGGCUUCCGGGGCGCGCCGCCAGCGAGCGCGCGCAUGCGCCAGGCCGGGAAGGCGUUGUCUCACUUCCCCUAGGCCGCCCCGCAGGAGUGGCUUGUAGCCUUCGGAUUCCCUGGCCCUGGAAUUCCGAGGCUCCUUCUGGACGAGACCUGAGCUGUCCAUGCAGCCAGAAAACCCGGUGUUCCAGCACAGAGGGGGUCCAUCGCUCCAGAUAAUAUGUCCUGAUCCUCAAACUAAAUAGAAAACCACAGGAAGGAAUGAAGGAUGAAGCUCUACAUAUAGUAGUUAUUCAAUAAACAUUUAUCAGAAGUGAGAAGAGUUCCAUGAAGACAGCAUUAACCAAGAUAACGGUGCUUGAUUUCACAGAGUAAAUUCUCUUGGAGAAGAAAUUUAUGGAUAUCCAAAAAUGAUUGAGAUUGAACAGGCAGAGGCCCAGCUCUCUGAGCUAGACCUGCUCACCAGUAUGUUCCCCGGUGAGAACGAACUCAUAGUGAAUGACCAGCUGGCUUUAGCAGAAGUGAAAGAUUGUAUUGAAAAGAGGACGAUGGAUGGACGAUCCUCAAAAGUUUACUUUACUAUCAAUAUGAACCUGGAUGUAUCUGAGGAAGAAAUGGUGAUGUUUUCUCUGGCCUGUAUUCUUCCCUUUAAAUACCCUGAAGUUCUGCCUGAAAUUACUGUCAGAUCGGUAUCAUUAAGUAGGUCUCAGCAGACUCAGCUGAACACAGAUCUGACUGCAUACCUGAAAAAGAACUGUCUCGGAGAUGUCUGUAUAUUGAAUGCCACAGAGUGGGUUAGAGAACAUGCUUCUAACUAUAUCAGCAGAGACACCACACCUUCCCCUGCUCCAGGAAGUGCAGUCCAGCCAGUUGAUCUCAUUCUCACAAGACUGUGGAUCUAUAGCCAUCACAUUUACAACAAGUACAAAAGAAAGUAUAUUCUAGAGUGGGCAAGGGAGCUUUCCCUGUCUGGAUUUAGCAUGCCUGGGAAACCUGGUGUUGUUUGUGUGGAAGGCCCACAAAGCGCCUGUGAAGAAUUCUGGUCAAGACUCAGAAAAUUAAACUGGAAGAGAAUUUUAAUUCGCCAUCGAGAAGACAUCCCUUUUGACGGUACAAAUGACAAAAUGGAAAGAGAAAGAAAAUUUUCAUGUUUCGAAGAAAAAGUGUUCAGUGUGAAUGGAGCCAGAGGAAACCAUAUGGACUUCGGUCAGCUGUAUCAGUUUUUAAAUGCCCAAGGAUGUGCAGAUGUUUUCCAGAUGUUCUUUGGUGUGGAAGGACAAUGACUGGGCAGAGGAGUAGUUGAAAGUAUUUUGUCACUGUUGGCCUUUGGACACUUUCCCCACUCUUUCCUGAACGAUGAAGUAAUUUUAUUUUAGCCCCUUUGCAGAAUGUUAGGGGGGAAAGAAAGAAAGGUAGUAGAGCUGAAAUGUAUCUGUUUUAAGUACAUUCUUAAAAUUGUUGAUAGAAAAUUCUUGACAUAGCAACUACCCAUUUUGAAAGAGAAAUUAAUUAUACCAGAGGGAGAGGCCCUGCUUCCACUAAGAAUGUGGAAAAGCUAGAUGUUCACUCUUCAGCCUCUCUUGCAGCUAGGGGUGGUCUCAAGAUGCGGCUUUGGGUGGGGGGCUACUGGGGGAACUUCUGCUUUCCCAGUCAGAAGGGCAGAUGCAGCUAGAGCACCUCUGUUUCCCUGUUCUGCCACAAACACUAAAGAAGAGGCUGGAGCUGCAGUAGUUCUUCCAACCAUGAAGGCAGGAAGGGCCAAGUGAGCCAUGGAGAUUCCUGUCCCCACGUUGCUGAGCUGCUGACCCAACACCAGCCCCCGCCUGUCUCUAGACAGCUGGUUAUGAAAUAAAAUCAGUUUCAUUUCGUUU
Hyaena hyaena (striped hyena) is the source of this 1896-nucleotide messenger RNA. RefSeq names its product RWD domain containing 2B (gene RWDD2B). The transcript has 6 exons. Gene Ontology annotation, molecular function: protein binding. Bases 436 to 1308 code for a protein of 290 amino acids. NCBI's taxonomy places the organism in Eukaryota, Metazoa, Chordata, Mammalia, Carnivora, Hyaenidae. The record is from RefSeq and is a predicted model, not a curated record.